This is a messenger RNA of Opisthorchis viverrini, 3965 nucleotides long. RefSeq lists its product as hypothetical. Gene Ontology annotation, cellular component: cytoskeleton. Bases 78 to 3167 code for a protein of 1029 amino acids. The record is from RefSeq and is a predicted model, not a curated record. The transcript has 16 exons. NCBI's taxonomy places the organism in Eukaryota, Metazoa, Platyhelminthes, Trematoda, Opisthorchiida, Opisthorchiidae.
CCUGAUGAGCCUACGAAUCGCAGUUUGUGUGUAGUGCAAGCAAUGAAUCUCUCAUUCCUUCAAAACCUCGAUGCAAAAUGAAUCAGUCACCCGAUCCGCAAGAUCAACUUUUGGUAGCAAGGCCUACUGAUGAGGCUUCAGUGCUACGAAUCGAAUCACAGACGGAAGUUGCCAGUAGCGUGGCAUUUCAGGCAAUAGACGAUCAGUUCCAUGCUGGCAAACUGACGAGCACGGAAGUCGCCGUUUAUAAGGCACGUUAUAUGAAAGUGCAUGAAGCACUGAAAAGAACUCGGGAAAAUGAGUUCAGCCUUAUUCAACUUUCCAAACGUUAUAUGGCGGAAAUUGAGGAGCAGGAACAACAGCUGAUUAAAGCCGACCAAUUUCCGGACAAUACAAUCACUGAGCCGGCACAGAUGCGAGCUCAGAUUCUAAACUACUACAACAGUGCAAUGGAGACGGAUGAACGAGUGGAAAUGUUGCAAUACGAAGCAGGACUUCUCAGGGAGGAAAGAAAAUUGUUGAACAGGGACUAUUCUCGACUUCCUAUGGCAGAGCUUGAAGCACUAUCAGACGAUGUGGAUAUCUUUACAGAAAUGGAACGAAGGAUGAAAACGGUGCAGAAUCAAUGUCAGGAUCUGUGGUUGGAGAUCGACAUGCUCAAAAUGGAAGCAAAACGUUCUAGAGAACAGUUUAGGCAAGCAUCUGAUAUGGAGCAUGAGGCCCAGUCGGACUUGUCGAAUUUGGGACAGCGGAUGAACGAUGUCAAAGCCGAGUGGGUGAUAGCCACAGAUUUACCGGGACAGUAUUCGAAAGAGGCGGAAAAAGCGCGAAAAUACAAAUCGAAUGCCGAAAAGGAACUUCAGAAUCUACAGCAAGAAUUUACGGAAUUGUCUGAAACAUUAUCAAACCUGGAAUUACAGCUGAAUGAUCUUGAAGCUGAAGAACUUUCCAACCAUGAAGCACGUUAUCUGCAACGCCUUCAUGUUGCGGAACAAGACCGCAGGGACAUAGCUGAGGAAACAACCAAGCUCGCCAGAGAACGAGAUGCAUACAUUCGUCACUGCAAAAAGCUCCAGACUCAGGUCGAAGUUCUGAAAGACAAUGUCAAGCUUGUUGAACAACUGUACGACAAAGCGAGGGCAAGAUACAUUGUCACUCCACGUUAUGAUGGGGAAAUGUUGCAGCGGAAGCGCCGACUUGCCAGAGCCAUUGGUCACCUUCAGCAAGAACUGGAAGAUGAGCAUAAACAUACCGCCACCGAAGUUGCUCAUCUGAGCAGGACAGUGGGUGCUUCUGAACGAAGACUGGCUUUGAUGGAAUACCUGAGAGCUGAGAACUGGGAGCUAAUUCGGUUAACCACGACUUUGACUGAGGGCUUGGGUAAAGCCAUUUUUGAGUACACAAAUGCACGAAACAAGCAUGAACGCUUGUUGGAAGAUCUUGAGGAGAAGAACAGGGAAAUGCAAGAACAUCAGAAGGCCUUGGAUGAACUAGGAUCCCGUUUGGCAGAUGUAUCAGCCAUGUAUACAAAAAUGAAAUUGGAACGCAACAAGUGUGUCAGUCUUCUCCAGGCUUCGGUCAAACUCGCAUUGGACACGCGCGAACGUCUACGCAUACACAUGAACGAGGCGGAAAUCAUCAUUUUCCGUCUGCAACGGCAAGACCAGGAAUUGUUCCGGGAACGAUCCUUGUACCAGAGCUCUGUUGUGCAAAGAGAUCACAAGCGAAACGAAUUGUGUAAACUACUCCAUCUGCAUGCAGAACAAAAUUCCAGGCGUGAGCAAAUGAGACGUUCCAUUUAUCGUAUCAAUUCCAUGUUCAACCAGACUGAGGCCGAGACGUUAGGUGUCAAGAAAGCCAAAGAACGCAGCGCUCAGAUUCGUAAUGAACGUGCACUGUUGCUAAUUGAACGCAAUCAAGAAGUCUAUAUCCUUCAGGAGCGUAUUCUUGCACAAGACGCGGCUGCCCGAGCAGGCCAGUUGACUCUUCUGAGCAUACAAGAAGAAUAUGAGUUUUUGAAACGGUAUCGAAAUGAUCUGGCAAGACACGUGGACCUUGUUCGAAGAAUGCUACCAACACACAACAAGCUCUCUGCCGAAUUACAGGGACUGAUCCAUCAGCUUGUCGGAAGCCGAAUGGAACUCAAUCGACUUGUAGAACUGGCGGAAGACCCCGAUGUUCCCGGUAGACUGCGACUACUGGGCGGGAAGGAUCCAUCACAGCAUGAGUUGUGGAUCACUCUGGGUCGAUUGGAGCGUCGUAUGGCAGCGAAAGAGGAGGACAUGGCGGAGAAAAAUCUCACCUACGAAGCUGUUUGUCGUCUAGUUGACAGUCUUCAAGUACGGGUAGCUGCAGGAAAAGACGAUACACUCACACUGGCUACUGAGGUAAACAAAGUGAAGGAUAGGCUUCUGCAGCUGAAAAACUACAUCAAAACAAUGUAUGCCGAGCUGGUGGUUUGUGGCGCGGAAAGGAACACCCUCAAAAAGCAAGUUCUGAUGCUAGAACAAAAGUUGGAUAUCUACAACUUGCGUAUGCGUUACGGCCAGCCCCCGAGCCCAACGAUGGAGCAAAAGUGGCAAACAAACGUCCGAAUCCGAAAGCAUCGAGGAACCGAAAAACCAAAGAUAAAACCAAUGCGUCCUUCCGGGACACUGCCGAACACGUCAACCGCAGCGUACGGGAGGAAAAAGAAGGAUCCGGUCCUCGUUUGGCAACCAAUUGAAGAGACUCGACAGUCACGACACCUGAGCCAAAAUAACGAGAACAGCAAACUCCCCGGGGUCACCAAAUCAAACGGUGGAACGUCAGGUGGCAGAACAAGGUCACUAAAAAGGUCGAUAGAAAACAUUCACCUGCCCCCAAUCGAUCAAACAGAAACCACAACCGAUUUGAAUUCAUCGAUUAAAAGCUUGAGUGAAAACCUGAACAACGCCAUCGACAUACGCCCCAUCGGAAGAGGUUUAGUACCGUAUGUAAAGCAUUAUUUAAGUGAAGCCCGUCAAACGCACCCCACACACUAUCGACCCAAAUGGAAGGAACCAACCAAUCAGGACGAAGGUGAAGGCAAUGCAGACCCAACUACACCACCUCUAAGUUUGGCUGAACCGAAUGAAGACAAUCAGGGAUCCCGUUCGGCGGAUGACGAAAAGGAGGCAUGGUUUUGAGGACUGACUGAUCACACGGAAGAGUAGGACCUUUGGUUGAUCGACACCCUACAGAACCAUGGAAGCCAGUUAAAAGAAUCAUUUCGAGAUACAUGUUGUAUUUUUGACUAGAAAAAAACCAGACGAACCAAGCGUUUGGCUUUCGUGUUCAAAAUUGCUCAACAGGCGUGAAAAAUCAUAAACCAAAAGCGCGAAUUUUAGUAGAACAAACACCGAGUUUUGUGCAUGGGAAUGACAGCGUCGAUUUCCGCGGCAUGCUCUCGACGAAACGUCCACAGGUAGUUAUCCGCUAAAAUGGCGUUGCACGGGGUCUUUAGGUGACCUGCCUCAGCCAGAAGGUCUUUCACUUUCUGGACAAUCAGCUGGAGUACGGGGGAGGAGGAAGGUGGAUAUUUGUGGUAUGGAAUACGACGAGGAGUAGGAAUAGUACGGGUCUUGUAUCAGAGGCCAAUUUUCCUGUAAUCCGAACUUCUAGCAUGGUUCCUAUGUCUGACAAGGGCUACACAACUGCACAAAAAGGUCUGAAUAGUGAAGCAACAGUUAGGAACGGCUGCGUGGAAUCAACCACUUUUCUGGGUGCUGUCUGACCGAUGUGCUGGGAUCCAUAGAAGAGUGGAUAUCAAAAGAGAGGAUAAAGAGAAGUUAAAAAUUAAAAAAAUAGAUCGUUCGGCUGUAACACCCUUGCGGUGCCUAGGUGCCACGCCAACCGAAGGAAGCACGAGGGCCGGAUACUGCCAGAUCGCCCAAGCCUAGACAGGGGAAGUCGAUAUGCAAAGGUCGGAUUCGAACCACGGACCU